Molecule: messenger RNA, 2780 nt
Organism: Sinocyclocheilus grahami
Lineage: Eukaryota; Metazoa; Chordata; Actinopteri; Cypriniformes; Cyprinidae
Product: dymeclin
Exons: 17
Coding region: 347-2359 (670 amino acids)
Biological process (GO): Golgi organization
Cellular component (GO): Golgi apparatus
Source: RefSeq, a predicted model, not a curated record
CCCAGUAAGUGGCGGGAAUGCACCUAUCGUUGGUUUGCCAACCGCCAUAAAACUCCAAAAGAAGAAGAAGAAGAAGAAGAAGGUGAGACGUCACGAGCGUCAGUGGCGACGUGGAGACGCAGAGCUAAAAGAGUCAAUACAGCGUCAACAUCCACUGUAAAACACACUUUACUGGACGUUUACCAUCACGAAUUCUAACUCAUUUAGUAUUCGUCUGAGGAUACAAAGGCGCCUGUCCAGCGGACCGCGAGUGGCUUUUCUGAGGCGCUGUCAAAUCUGACAUUCAUCAAGUUUCGCUCGGCUGAUGAUGAGGCUCUGAGGAAGUCUCUGGUGGUUUCCGCGGGCGAUGGGUGCAAACACCAGUCAGGUGAGCGACCUGUCAGAGAGCCAGAGCAUCCGCACUCUGAUUGGUCCAGACGCCAUAUCCGAGAAUGAGCCCUUCUGGAACCAGCUGAUCUCAUUCACCUUCACCAGCCCCACCUGCAGUGCUGAUGCUAAACUCCUGGAGGAGGCUGUCGUCCCGCUGGCUAAGACUCUGAUUCAGAACAACCCCAGGUCUGGGAACUUCGGGGCGCUGGUGAGAGUUUUUCUCAGCAGAACCAAAGAACUGAAGAUUUCCACAGAAUGCCAAGAUCAGCUGUUCAUCUGGCAGGCCCAUAAUGCUUUGUUCCUGGUGCGCUGUUUGCUGAAGGUCUUCAUCCGAGAGAUGAGUGAAGAAGAGCUGCACUUACAGUUCUCCUACCAGGAGAGGGUGCCGGGAACCUACGACUCCAUCUGUAAGGAUCUUCUGGAGGAGCUGGUCUGUAAUUUGGUGCAUCUCAUUGUUGAAGUGCCGCUUCUCGACAUCACCUAUAACAUCCUAUUUGAAGCUGUGACCACCCUUCUGGUGCUGAUGUCCUAUCAGCUCUUCCACAAGGAGGUUCUGAAGGAGGGGCUUAUUUACGGCUACCUGACCAGAGGACGAUGUCUGUCUCUGACGAGUCGUCUGGUGAAGACGCUGCUGUAUAACUUCAUCAGACAGGAGAAAUGUCCUGCCGCCACACACGUGUUGCAGACGCAGUCAGACGGAGGAGGCAUGCUGUACGGACUCGCAUCAGGAGUCGCCAGUGGAUUGUGGAGCGUGUUCACAUUAGGCGGAGUCAGCAGCAGGCCGGGGGCGGAGCAAGAUCAGAACCCUCUCCCACUGUCCAAUCAGAGUCUGCUAUUGCUUCUGGUUCUGGCCAAUCUGACUGACGGAGCAGACUGUCCGAACCCCUACCGCCAGGCUGUUACCUGCUUCAAAAACACCCAAGAUUCCUCAUCCCUCCCGUCUCCUCAGCCUCACACGUUUCAGAUCAACUUUAACAGUCUGUACACAGCGCUGUACGAGCAGCAGAAAUCAGACCAGGUGACGCUACUGCUCUACACGCUACUGCACCAGAACAGCAACAUGAGGACGUACAUACUGUCCCGCACGGACAUGGAGAACCUGGUUUUGCCAAUUCUUGAGAUCUUGUAUCAUGUCGAGGAGAGAAACUCUCAUCAUGUAUACAUGGCCCUCAUCAUCCUCCUCAUCCUCACAGAAGACGACACCUUCAACCGCUCCAUACAUGAAGUGAUGUUGAAGAACAUCUCCUGGUAUACUGAGCGCGUUCUAACGGAGAUCUCUCUGGGCAGCCUGUUGAUCCUGGUUGUGAUUCGGACCAUCCAGUUCAACAUGACACGGACCAGGGAUAAAUACCUCCACACGAACUGCCUGGCUGCCCUAGCCAACAUGUCAGCCCAGUUUCGUAACCUACACCAGUACGCCGCCCAACGAAUUAUAAGUUUGUUUGCUCUGCUGUCAAAGAAGCACAAUAAAGUUCUGGAGCAGGCGACCCAGUCCUUGCAUGGGCCUCUGGGAGCAGAUGACAGGACCGUUCUGCCCGACUAUGCUCAGGAUCUGAACGUCAUUGAGGAGGUGAUCAGAAUGAUGCUGGAGAUUAUAAACUCCUGUUUGAGUAACUCGCUCCAUCACAACCCAAACCUGCUGUACGCACUGCUCUACAAGCGGGAACUCUUCGAGCAGUUCAGAUCGCAUCCGUCCUUCCAGGAUAUCAUGCAGAACCUCGACACGGUGAUUGGAUUCUUCAGCCAGCGACUGGAGCAGGCAGGAAGUGACCUGUCAGUGGAGAGAGUUCAAGAGGUCAUCAAGAAAGGUGCGGCGGCCCUCCCUAAAGAGCGUCUGAAGAAGUUUCCGGAGCUGAAGUUUAAAUACGUGGAGGAGGAGCAGCCCGAGGAUUUCUUCAUCCCGUACGUCUGGUCUCUGGUCUUUAACUCUGGAGUGGGUCUGUACUGGAACUCUCAGGGCAUCGAGCUGUUCAGCAUGGACUCGCCCUGACGGGACACGGGACUCUUCAGGUGUCUGUCUGUCUGUGUAAGUGCCUACACACAGCUCACGCGUCAUGCAUUCAACCCCUGAGCUUCCGUCCUCAUCGCACCAUUCAAAGGGCUGCAACUUCUGCUCUGCUAACAAACACGGACGCUCAUCGCCGGCGGCACUGAAUUCUGGGAUUGGUACGAUUUGGAGUUUCAGUCACAGCUCUGAUGUAGCUAAAACACUUCGGUUGAUUGUGAUAAUCAUUUGUUUGUUUGCUUGUUUCUGUUUGUGGGUCAUGGGUCACGUGGGGAAAAUGAGUCCAACCAAAAGAUUUCUUGACUGACGGUGAACAUUAAUCAUACUUUGACUCCAUUAGGAAUGAUUCUUAAAGAAAUAAUUCACCCAGAAAUGAAAAUUUGCUGAAAAUGUGCUCACCCUCAGA